Molecule: messenger RNA, 1973 nt
Organism: Cinclus cinclus
Lineage: Eukaryota; Metazoa; Chordata; Aves; Passeriformes; Cinclidae
Gene: NELFA
Product: negative elongation factor complex member A
Exons: 11
Coding region: 160-1779 (539 amino acids)
Biological process (GO): negative regulation of transcription elongation by RNA polymerase II
Cellular component (GO): NELF complex
Source: RefSeq, a predicted model, not a curated record
UGCAUUUCGCCUCCUGGGCGCCGCCAUUUUAGGUUACGGCAGAGCGUCCGCCUUCCCAAGCCCAACCUCAUUGGGCGCCGCCAUUUUGGCUUACGAACAAGACGGCGACCCGCAGGGGUCCUCACCCCCUCCCUUCCUCCCUUUAGGUGCCUUCAUAAAAUGCCCGUCGAGAAUCCCCUCUUUUUUCGCCCCGCUCCCAAGAUGGCGUCGAUGCGGGAGAGCGACACCGGCCUGUGGCUGCACAACAAACUGGGCUCCACGGACGAGCUGUGGGCGCCGCCGAGCAUCGCCUCGCUGCUCACGGCCUCGGUCAUCGACAACAUCCGCCUCUGUUUCCACGGCCUUUCCUCGGCCGUAAAGCUCAAGCUGCUCCUGGGGAUGCUGCACCUGCCCCGCCGGGCGGUGGAUGAGAUGAAAGGGGCACUGACUGAAAUUAUCCAGCUGGCUACCUUGGAUUCAGACCCCUGGGUCUUAAUGGUAGCUGAUAUUUUAAAAUCCUUUCCAGAUACUGGCUCCCUUAACCUUGAUCUUGAAGAACAGAAUCCCAAUGUUCAAGAUAUUUUAGGAGAGCUUAGAGAGAAAGUAAGUGAAUGUGAAACUUCAGCUAUGUUGCCGUUGGAAUGCCAAUACUUAAACAAAAAUGCCUUGACAACAUUAGCUGGGCCACUUACUCCCCCAGUGAAACAUUUCCAGCUGAAAAGGAAACCUAAAAGUGCCACUCUCAGAGCUGAACUCUUGCAGAAGUCAACAGAAACUGCACAACAGCUCAAGAAGACUGCAGGAGUGCCUUUCCAUGCCAAAGGCAGGGGACUGGUCAAGAAGAUAGAUACAACAACACCACUCAAAGGAAUACCAAAGCAGGCUCCAUUCAGGAGUACUUCAGCACCCAGUGUUUUUAGUCCUUCUGGAAAUAGAACUCCUAUUCCUCCUUCAAGAACACCUUUGCGCAAAGAAAGAGGGGUAAAGCUUCUAGAUAUCUCUGAGCUGGAUAUGGUAGGUGCUGGCCGUGAAGCAAAGAGAAGAAGAAAGACAUUAGAUACGGAGGUUGUGGAAAAGCAAGCCAAAGAAGAAACAGUAGUAGAAAAUGCUACCCCAGAUUAUGCUGCUGGCCUUGUAUCUACACAGAAACUUGGCUCAUUGAACAAUGAGCCUGCACUACCCUCUACGAGUUACUUACCUGCUACCCCCAGUGUGGUGCCGUCUUCCUCCUAUAUCCCAAGCUCUGAAACACAGCCAGCUGGCUCUGCACGAGAGGCCUUGCAGACCAACAGACAGACUGAAGAGCCUGCAGCUCCAAAUGCUACUACAAGUCUCCCUGCACAGUUCAAACAAAGAACACCCAUGUACAACAGUAACUCUAAUCCCCCUGCAGCUACACCUACCUCACCCCUAACACCCACCACACCUCCUGCCAUCUCCCCUGCGGCACAGGCACCACAAGUGGCCCCCCAAACUCAGCAACAGCCACCACCGAAGAAAAGCCUCUCUCUCACAAGGGAGCAAAUGUAUGCUGCACAGGAAAUGUUCAAGACUGCAAACAAAGUUACAAGGCCAGAAAAGGCUCUUAUACUUGGAUUCAUGGCAGGAUCCAGAGAGAAUCCUUGCCAAGAGCAAGGUGACAUCAUCCAAAUUAAACUUAGUGAACAUACAGAAGAUUUACCAAAGGCAGAUGGCACGGGCAGCACCACUAUGUUGGUUGACACAGUCUUUGAAAUGAACUAUGCUACUGGUGAAUGGACCAGAUUCAAGAAGUACAAACCUAUAACUAAUGUUUCCUAAGAGAAGCAGCAGACUGGACCAAAUCAAGCUUAGAGUCAACCAGCUGAUAGAGUAUGUCAACUGUACAAAAUGGCAUUCAUGUGUACGUUUCUUAUUAACCUCCAGAGUAGAAGCUGUGCUCUUCAACCAAACUGAUCUCAGUGAACACAGAAGAUGAUGGUGUCAAACUCACUUUAUUUUAUUUUUUUCAUUAA